Messenger RNA from Vidua chalybeata, 1674 nucleotides. RefSeq names its product zinc finger protein 239-like. The record is from RefSeq and is a predicted model, not a curated record. The transcript has 2 exons. The coding region runs from base 101 to 1093 and encodes 330 amino acids. NCBI's taxonomy places the organism in Eukaryota, Metazoa, Chordata, Aves, Passeriformes, Viduidae.
GCCCGGGAGCGGCGGCAGCGGCCGGAGGCCGGGGAGGCGGCAUUGGCGGAGCUGGGAGGCGGCCCCGGCGCAGGAUUUGUCGUUGCCAGGGCGUGGCUGGAUGGAGGAGGAGGAAAAGCCCCAGAGAUCCUGCAGGAGGAGUGGCUGCAAACCCAGCCCAGGGAGCUGCGGGGAGGAAAGAGCCCCCCUGAGCCAGGAAGGCGGCCGGAGAUCCAGCCGGAGCUCGGAGCUGGUGGAGAAGGCUCAUGGCAGGGAGAAGCCACACAAGUGCUUGGAAUGUGGGCAGGGUUUCAGCCAGAGCUCCAAGCUGAUCCGGCACCAGAGGAUCCACACUGGGGAACGUCCCUACGAGUGUGGGGAGUGUGGGCAGGGCUUCAGCCGGGGCUGCAGCCUGACCCGGCACCAGAGGAUCCACACUGGGGAACGGCCCUACGAGUGCUUGGAAUGUGGGAAGAGCUUCAGAGACAGGUUCAAACUGAUCCGGCACCAGAGGAUCCACACUGGGGAACGGCCCUAUGAGUGUGAGGAGUGUGGGAAGAGCUUCAGAGACAGCCCCAGCCUGAUCCAGCACCAGAGGAUCCACACUGGGGAACGGCCCUAUGAGUGUGGGGAGUGUGGGAAGGGUUUCAGAGACAGUUCCAACCUCUUUGAGCACCAGGUGAUCCACACCGGGGAACGGCCCUACGAGUGCUUGGAAUGUGGGAAGAGCUUUGGGUGGAGCUCUGCCCUGAGAAUACACCAGCGCAUCCACACUGGGGAGAGGCCCUACGAGUGUGGGGAGUGUGGGAAGAGCUUUGUGCAGAGCUCUGCCCUGAGAAAACACCAGCACAUCCACACUGGGGAACGGCCCUAUGAGUGUCCCCAGUGUGGGAAGAGGUUUCAGAGCAGCUCCAAUCUCCUCCUACACGAGCGGAUUCACACAGAGGAGAGGCCCUUCCGCUGCCCCGACUGCGGGAAGGGCUUCAAGCACAACUCCAGCCUCACCAAGCACCAGCGCAUCCACACCGGGGAGAGGCCCUACGAGUGUGGGGAGUGUGGGAAGAGCUUCUCCAGGAGCUCAACAUUGAAGAAACACCAACAGAGGCACCACUAAGGGGAGCCCUGUGAGUGCCCCGAGUGAGGGAAGGGCUUCGAGUGAGGGAGGAGAGUGAGGGAAGAGCUUCAUGUGCUGCUCCAGCUCCAUCCCCCAUGGGAGGCUCCGGGCUGGAUGAUCCCCAGUGACCCCCGUUGGGCAGAGCCCUGGUGCCCCCGUAUGGGGAAUAAAACAGAGAGUAAAACAAUGGAGCCGGCAAAGGGGCCCGAUAUCUGAGGCCUGACUGAGCAGAAACUGUGGGAGACACAGACACAGUUUAAGUCUCCCUGGGCAAGAAGUGACCAAGCAUCCUGAUGUGAGACUUUGUGAUAAGAUAAUGUUCCCAGGUGACGGGAUGUCAUGAAGAAUGUGUAACCAAUGGAAAUUGUUAGCAAACAUCGAGCCCUAUAAGCACCACACAAGUAAAACCCUGUAUAAACACACCUGGUACCCUCAAUAAAAUUGGCUUCUGGUCUGAGCUCGGCUGUCCCCGUCUCUCCAUCGUGGGUAACCCCUGUUGUGGGUGAUCCCCGUUGGGUGGGGGGAAGGUGUUGGAGGGAGUUCUUUCCCUUCUCCUUGUGCUGCUGUGGUUUGGUUGGUGA